Molecule: messenger RNA, 1629 nt
Organism: Miscanthus lutarioriparius
Lineage: Eukaryota; Viridiplantae; Streptophyta; Magnoliopsida; Poales; Poaceae
Source: the annotation of a GenBank genome assembly
AUGGACUCGCCUAGGGCGGCGCAGGCGGCGACGCGGCGCAAGAAGAUGACGAAGCAGCUGACGGGGAAGCGGGACGACACCGCGAUGCACGCGGCGGCGCGCGCCGGGCAGCUCGCGUCCAUGCGGGAGAUGAUGUCCGGCAAGGACGCCGAGGAGCUCGGGACGCUGCUGUCGAGGCAGAACCAGGCCGGGGAGACGCCGCUAUUCGUGGCCGCCGAGUACGGGUACGUGGCCCUGGUGUCCGAGAUGAUCAAGUACCACGACGUCGCCACCGCCAGCAUCAAGGCCCGCAGCGGCUACGACGCGCUCCACAUCGCCGCCAAGCAAGGGGAUGUAGACGUCGUGAGGGAGCUGCUGCAAGCGCUGCCUCAGCUAUCGAUGACGGUGGACUCGUCGAACACGACGGCGCUGAACACGGCGGCGACGCAGGGGCACAUGGACGUGGUGAGGCUCCUGCUGGAGGUGGACGGGAGCCUGGCGCUGAUCGCGCGCAGCAACGGCAAGACGGCGCUGCACUCUGCGGCGCGGAACGGGCACGUGGAGGUGGUGCGCGCGCUGCUGGAGGCGGAGCCCAGCAUCGCGCUGCGCACGGACAAGAAGGGCCAGACCGCGCUGCACAUGGCCGCCAAGGGCACCCGGCUGGACCUCGUGGACGCGCUCCUCGGCGCCGAGCCGGCGCUGCUCAACCAGACGGACAACAAGGACAACACGGCGCUGCACAUCGCCGCGCGCAAGGCGCGGCACGAGAUCAUCAGGCGGCUGGUCACGAUGCCCGACACGGACCUCAGGGCGAUCAACCGGUCCCGCGAGACCCCGCUGGAUACGGCGGAGAAGAUGGGCAACACCGACGCCGCGGAGCUGCUGGCGGAGCACGGCGUGCAGUCGGCGCGCGCCAUCAGCCCGAGCGGCGGCGGCAACAAGCAGCAGCGCGAGCUGAAGCAGCAGGUGAGCGACAUCAAGCACGAGGUGCACUCGCAGCUGGAGCAGACGCGGCAGACGCGCGUGCGCAUGCAGGGCAUCGCGAAGCGCAUCAACAAGCUGCACGAGGAAGGGCUGAACAACGCCAUCAACUCGACGACGGUGGUGGCCGUGCUGAUCGCGACGGUGGCGUUCGCGGGUAUCUUCACGGUGCCCGGGGAGUACGUGCAGGACCCGGGCAGCCUGGCGCCCGGGCAGGACCUGGGCGAGGCCAACAUCUCCCACCAGACGGCGUUCAUCAUCUUCUUCGUGUUCGACUCCGUGUCGCUCUUCAUCUCGCUGGCCGUCGUGGUGGUGCAGACGUCGGUGGUGGUGAUCGAGCGCAAGGCCAAGAAGCAGAUGAUGGCGGUGAUCAACAAGCUCAUGUGGGUGGCCUGCGUGCUCAUCAGCGUCUCCUUCCUGGCGCUGUCGUUCGUGGUCGUGGGCCGCGCCGAGCGAUGGCUGGCCGUGUCCGUCACCAUCAUGGGCACCACCAUCCUGGCCACCACCAUCGGCACCAUGCUCUACUGGGUGAUCGCGCACCGCAUCGAGGCCAAGCGGAUUCGCACCAUCAAGCGCAACAGGCUCAGCCGCUCCCGCUCCUUCUCCUGCUCCGGCAUGUCGGAGGGCGAGUGGGUCGAGGAGGAGUACAAGAGGAUGUACGCCAUCUGA